Pteropus alecto (black flying fox) is the source of this 3566-nucleotide messenger RNA. It is a transcript of the gene CASP2, whose product is annotated as caspase 2. Bases 116 to 1474 code for a protein of 452 amino acids. Gene Ontology annotation, molecular function: cysteine-type endopeptidase activity. The transcript has 11 exons. Lineage: Eukaryota; Metazoa; Chordata; Mammalia; Chiroptera; Pteropodidae. Gene Ontology annotation, biological process: proteolysis; regulation of apoptotic process. The record is from RefSeq and is a predicted model, not a curated record.
CGUAGGGCGCAGGCGCGUGGUGUUUCAGCGUCCAGGGGAGGGAUGCGCUGGACGCGAAGGCUCUCGGUUUGUUUGGGUUGUGGGCGGUGCGCGCACAGCCCGGGAAAAGCGAGAAAUGGCGACGCCGAUCGCGGGCUCUCGGCCUCCUCUCGAGCAAAAAGGGCGAAUGGCCGCUGACAGGGCACGCAGGAUCUUGGGAGUUUGUGGCAUGCAUCCUGACCAUCAGGAAGCUCUAAAAAAGAACCGAGUGGUGCUGGCCAAGCAGCUGUUGCUGAGCGAACUCUUAGAACAUCUCCUGGAGAAAGACAUCAUCACCUUGGAAAUGAGGGAGCACAUUCAGGCCAAAGUGGGCAGUUUCAGCCAGAAUGUGGAACUCCUCAACUUGCUGCCCAAGAGGGGUCCCCAGGCUUUUGAUGCCUUCUGUGUGGCCCUGAGGGAGACCAAACAGGGUCACCUGGAGGAUCUGUUGCUCACAACCCUCUCUAGUCUUCAGCAUCUACUCCCACCGUUGAGCUGUGACUACGACUUGAGUCUCUCUUUCCCAGUGUGUGAGUCCUGUACCCCUCGCAAGCAGCUCCGCCUGUCUGCAGAGACUGUGGAACACUCCCUUGACGAUGGAGAUGGCCCUCCCUGCCUUCAAGUGAAGCCUUGCACUCCUGAGUUUUAUCAAACACACCACCAGCUGGCCUAUAGGUUGCAGUCUCGGCCUCGCGGACUAGCACUGGUGCUGAGCAAUGUGCACUUCACUGGAGAGAAAGACCUAGAAUUUCGCUCUGGAGGGGAUGUGGACCACAGCACUCUUGUCACGCUCUUCAAGCUCUUGAGCUACAAAGUCCAUGUUCUGCUCGACCAGACUGCACAGGAAAUGCAAGAGAAGCUGCAGAAUUUUGCCCAGUUACCCGCUCACCGUGCCACCGACUCGUGCAUAGUGGCCCUCCUCUCUCAUGGCGUGGAGGGCGGCAUCUAUGGCGUGGAUGGCAAGCUACUUCAGCUGCAAGAAGUGUUCCAGCUCUUUGACAAUGCCAACUGCCCGAGCCUGCAGAACAAGCCGAAGAUGUUCUUCAUCCAGGCCUGCCGUGGAGAUGAAACAGAUCGUGGGGUUGACCAGCAGGACGGAAGGAGCCAUGCCCCGGCCCGCGAGUGUGAGGAGAGCGAUGCUGGGAGGGAGCUGCUGCUGCGGACGCGGCUGCCCACGCGCUCAGACAUGAUUUGCGGCUAUGCCUGCCUCAGAGGGACUGCCGCCAUGCGUAACACCAAACGGGGCUCCUGGUACAUUGAGGCCCUCACUCAAGUGUUCUCUGAGAGGGCCUGUGACAUGCACGUGGCCGACAUGCUUGUGAAGGUGAACGCGCUCAUCAAGCAGCGUGAAGGCUACGCCCCGGGCACAGAGUUCCACCGGUGCAAGGAGAUGUCUGAGUACUGUAGCACCCUGUGCCGUCACCUCUACCUGUUCCCGGGACACCCUCCCACGUGAUGCCAUCUCCCCGUCGUUCAUGCCAGAUCGAGGCCACUGGACCACCGGAGGCAUGGCGGAGCCUUUUCUCUUCAGGGUUACGUUUCUGUCCUUCCCCCUCAGGGACUGGGAGUCUCCCGGGCUGGUUUCACACACCUGUCAUCUCCACCCUUGGGUCCGGGACUGCAGGCCGGCUCCUCCGGUGUGACGCGCUGUCCCUGUGGCGCUAGCCCUGGACUGUUGCCAGGAGCGUCAGGCUGCAGCAGAGGAGCCUGUCGGGAGGUGUGAACACGGUGUCUCCGCGAGGAGGGGGCGUGGGGAUCGCCUCGUCGUGUGUGCUCACUUCCUGCCCCAGGGCUUUCGUAGGUAGCGCUUUGGUCACUGUGGCUCAGAGGUCUCCUGUCUUUCCUUUCAUUCUCCCACCCCCAUUUGUCCCAGAGUGAGAGUUUGGGGGGGUCCUCAUUUAACGUAGGCAUUUCUCAUUCGGCUUCGAAGGGGCAAACGGGGCCAAAGACACACACCCUCUGCUGCUGGGCGUGCGGCACUGACCUGUGCCUGCCUGCAGCACGGCAGGGCCACCCGCUGGAAGGACAGUCUUCUCAACGCCACUCGUGGCGCCUUUAGACUCGAGGAAUCCAAGCUGUGAGCAGAGGUUAGGGUUUGUAUGCCCGCAUCUGUAGCUCGUUGAUCUUUGCCCGUGGAAGUUCCAGAGAUCCUGUCCUUGCUGCUUCCUCGGAGCUUCGUUGCGAGCCGAGCCUGGCAGAGUGCCAGCAGAGGCAGAUAAGAGUGGUGUGUUUCCUCAUGUUCCGUAAUCUGUGUCACCUUUUUUCUCUCUAUGAAAUGUCCCUUUCUAUAAAAGCUUCCUAGUUACUUUCUGCUUCUUGUUUCUCUGUCUUUACCUUCAUUUCGUCCUAUUUACUUCUGCCACCAUUUCGGUCUAAAAUACUAAUCGGAUUAUUUGGCUGCUCCAGGAUGUGAUGUAGUCCUUUGUUCCUGCUUUCUGUUUCAGUAUUAAAUCCCUUCUGAUUUUAUGUGCCACUUCCCCUUCCACCUCUGUCUUUCCGUUUCAGGGAGGCCGUUGUUUCUGCAGUGCAUGGGAUUCGUUUGCUCUGGAAGUCGUAUUUAUCUGUGCUUGUAUGAAGCUUUCCUGUGCUUGAAGGUCUUCUCCUUCCACUCUUGCCGUUUCAAGCUGAUGUCUAUGUGACAGGUUUUGGUUUGGGGUUUGUAAAUAUAAAUCUGGUCGUGUCACUUCUGUUUGGAAUCCUUUGGUUUCCUAUUACACCUCAAAUAAAAUCCAAACUCUUUACUUUGGCCUGGAGGGCUCCUGCCUUUCCCUCUGACCCCCAGUGAGUGCUGCUGUCUCUCUAGGUGACGGCUCCAGUGGCUUCCACAGUUUCAAACAUUCAAGAUCAUUCCUGUCCUAAACCAUCACGCUCUGUCGGGGUCCACUGAGUGCCACGCCUCACCGCUCUUGGCUUGGGUGGCUUUAUUCAAGACUCAGCCCAAAUGCCCCUUUGUUGGGUAGGCCUUCCCAGGGCAUUAUCUCUCUAAAUGAGCUUGUGUUUCUUUAUUACUACAGCCUGUUUAAUUCCUUGACUGCAGUUUCGGCAGUCUGUAACGAAUAUGUUAUAUUUGCUUCAUCUGUUCCUUUCUGUCUCUGUGAGGGCCAGAACCUUGUCCCUUUUGUUCACCAGUACGUACCCAGUGCCUGGCACAUGGUAGGUCUUCAAUAAAUGUUUGUUGAGAGAAGGAAGGAAGGAAGGAAGCAAGCAGGCAGCCCUAGCUAGAAUACUGACCAUACACACAGUUUGGUAUUUGUUUUCAUGUGUUGUUUAUCCACUGGCAUUACUAGCUCCUGAAGACGUGUCACAUGUGAGACAACUUCCUGCACAUCCCCCAUGGUCUGGCACGGUGCUCGGCCGUUGCGGUAGUCCAGGUGCUCAAUACAUACUUGUUCUGUGAGCCAGGCAGUUUGGAGACUUGUAGCCAAGUCUUACCUUUGGGUCAGUAUUGCAUGGAAGUAUUUGGGUGAUGGAACUUUUCCACUUCCCACUGCCAGGAUGUUGUGUUGCCAUCAGGUGCCAAAUAAAUGCUCAUAUUUAUUAGUGCCGUG